Thalassophryne amazonica is the source of this 6977-nucleotide messenger RNA. It is a transcript of the gene leng8, whose product is annotated as leukocyte receptor cluster (LRC) member 8. The transcript is spliced from 16 exons. Gene Ontology annotation, cellular component: nucleus. NCBI's taxonomy places the organism in Eukaryota, Metazoa, Chordata, Actinopteri, Batrachoidiformes, Batrachoididae. The record is from RefSeq and is a predicted model, not a curated record. The coding region runs from base 270 to 2786 and encodes 838 amino acids.
AUUUUGUGUCACCACAGGCUUCGAACGAAGUUGUUCUCGAACGCAGCGAAAAGGGGAGUAGUUUUGCCGACUUUAUUUUUGAGUGCUCAUACGUUUAAUCAGAUUAUACUGCCGUUUGAUUUGUUUAAGGCCUGCGGUGUUAAUACUUUGCACAGCUUCUGUGUCAGACUUCGUCUUGUUUACUCAUUGCUGUCGCAGCAGAGGUAGCAUUUAGCUUCUCGCUAACGAAGCUGUUACCGUGGGAGCAGCUAGCGUGCUAACGUGGCGAAAUGGCGGCGAACGCGGCGCAAACAGCCCCGACAGCUAACUGGUCCUACGGUGUUACUCCAGAAGGCCAGGUUCAUGAAAAUCCAGAAUGGGAGAAAGCACGAAAAGCACUAGCCUCAAUAAGCAAGAACCACAACUCUAAGACUACACAAGCCAGCCAUCCUACACCAGAGGUGGGCCAAUUUCAGCCUCCAGUAACUGAUUCCGCUGCCAUUCAACAGCAGCAGCAAUAUUAUCAGUGGUACCAACAAAACCAGCAGUAUCCUGGAUAUGCAUAUCCUUACAACUACUACUACCCCAUGGCUCCAUAUGGAGCUGCCUAUCCACCAAGUCAGUAUGGUGUACCUCCUGGGCCCUACCCAAGAACUCCUUCAAGUGGACAGCCUCCUCCAGUGCCUGGAAUGGAAGACCAAACCCCCAACUACCCUUCUCAGCCACAGCCACCUCCCCCUGCUACUCCGCAACCACCCCAGAGCCCAACUACCUCUGAGAAACCCCCUCCUCCUCCACCCCCACCUAUUCCUCCCCCACCCAACUCCCAAUACCCUCCUCCUCCAUCACAAAAUGGUUAUAAUGGCAACAACUCCAUGGUGUAUCCAUCUGGAGACACAAACCAAAUGCAGGUGUACAAUCACUCCCAAGUCAGACCCAUCUACGGACAGGGUUUCCAGGCCCAGAACACCUAUCAGCCUUCUCAAAAUACUUCCCAGCAACAACAGCAGCCAGGCCAGUAUGGACCUGGUCUUGGAAGAGCAGAGAAAAACAAAAACCAGAAGCAAGGACAGCAACUCUGGCACCGCAUGAAACAGGCACCUGGGACAGCUGCUGUUAAGUUCAAUAUUCCUAAGAGACCCUAUCAGGUUCAGUGUUCCCCUGUUUCCAAUCAAGCCUUCCCUCCAGGGGAGCAACCCUUGGGAUUAAGUCCAACUUCCCCUCCAACUAUUGCUGCCAACACUGCAUCUGGAGCUGCUCAGGGACGUCCUCAGGACUGGCCCUCAAGCAUGAAGGAGUACGUUCAGCGCUGCUUUACAGCAUGUGAGACAGAGGAAGACAAAGAUCGUACAGAGAAAGUGCUAAAGGAAAUUCUACAAGACCGGCUGAAGGAUGGUUCUGCUUACACUAUUGACUGGACCCGCGAGCCACUGCCAGAGUUAAGGAGCAAGCAGUCUCGUUGGGAGACUGUUCUUGGCCAAAGGACAUCAGACAGUUUAAAUACUCGUAGUGGAAGUAUAGUGACAGCUUCAAGAGGCAGAGGUGUUGGAUCCAGAUUGGGUCACUACAGGAAUAUUUUUUCUCAAAGGAGUCCUUCUUCGAGUUCCUCCCGUUCAUCUUCCCGCUCACCUUCCCCCUCAUACAGCCGCUACAGAGACCGCAACAAGAGGUACAAGCACAGUGAGUCUGACUCGCAGUCAGACAGCAGUGCCUCAAAUGAUCUACGAACUCAGCUGUCAAAACGAAAUCAGAAAGGAGCACGUGGCUGUGGUAAUGACCGGGAACGAGGACGGGGAGAGCGGGGACGAGGAAGAGGGGGAAAAGCAAACAGAGGAAGGCGAAACUUGGAAGAUUCUGGUGCAGGUAUUGGAAAGAAGAGGAAAGGUGGCAAUGCUGGGAUGGAUUUCCAUGACCCCAAUCGAGAAGCAAAGAAGCAAAAGAGAGCCGCUCGCUUCCACAAGCAGCUCCGCUUGGAGCCACUGGUUCUUUCUAUCACUUCACUGGACUUGCCUGAUGGAACACAGGAGGGCCUCAGCUGGGAGGAUUGUCCAAUCGUGGGAACUUGCCAGGACAUCACCAAGCCCUAUCUGAGGCUCACCUGUGCCCCUGACCCCUCCACAGUGCGCCCUGUGCCUGUGCUGAAAAAAUCUAUUCAAGCUGUGAAAUCUCACUGGAAAUUGAACCAGGAUUAUGCCUAUGCAUGUGAACAGAUGAAGUCCAUCAGACAGGACCUCACGGUCCAGGGAAUUCGUACUGAUUUCACAGUGGAAGUCUAUGAGUGCCAUGCACGUAUUGCUCUGGAAAAGGGUGACCAUGAAGAGUUCAACCAGUGCCAGACUCAGCUGAAGGCCCUGUAUAAGGACAGUCCAUCAGAAAACAUUGGAGAGUUUACAGCAUAUCGUCUGCUAUAUUAUAUAUUCACUAAAAACUCUGGAGAUCUGACCACUGAGUUGGUGUAUUUGACACCAGCUUUGAGAGCUGAUGAGUGUGUGUCUCAUGCUCUUGCGCUGCGUGCUGCCUGGGCUUUAGGAAACUAUCGACGGUUCUUUAAGCUUUAUCUGGAAGCCCCACGCAUGGCUUCAUACCUCAUUGACAAGUUUGUAGAGAGGGAACGAAAGCUUGCACUUCGGGCAAUAGUCAAAACGUUUAGGCCCGACAUGCCAGUGCAGCAUGUGCAGUCUACUCUGGCCUUCCCUUGUUUAGACUCCUGUAUGGCCUUUCUUAAUGGGCUAGGUGUCACCUUUACCCCCUCUGAUCCCAAAAAGAUAGACUGUAAAGCCAGCUCUGCUAUUUUGGCUGCCUGCUAAUGAGUUAGCAUAAAGGAGGGAGGUUAGAGACCAGCAUAGAUUUUUAAAUAAAUAAUGACACUGCACUUGCAUCACCUCAGAUUUGUGGUAGAGAAGUGGGCAAACUAGGGUUUUUUUUUGUUUUGUUUUUUAAAGAAGGGUAACAUAAAUGGUACUGCUGCAAGCAUCUAGACAUGAGAAUCUAGAUGUAAUCAUCUGACACUAAGGUGUAUAAACAUGAGGAAGUGUGCUGAAACACAGUAUCAGUGAAAUACUGUAUUUGCCCAAGUUAUGUCAGUACAUUGGUGAUGCUAGAAAAGUGUGAAGUUUUGGAUUAUCAUAUAGUGUCUGCACUGAAAGGCCCAGGAGUAUCAUAUCUGUCAGGGAGACCCUCAUGGUUCCUGUUCCUUUAUUGUCAUCAGAUGACAAAGCUAACAGUGUUCUGUUAUGUGUUUCCUCCCUCAAGUCAACAGCUCUGAGACCUGAAGAUUCAAGUGUUAUCUACUCAAAGGGAUCUGGAAAUUGAUGUUCAAGUCACUCCUCCAGCUCUCUCCUCACUUGUGGCAAGAGGUCAAAAGUUUUUGUAAAGACUAUGCUGUGAGAAGACACCAGAAAGUUUUGCCAAGAAGUGGUUUGUAAGUCUCGUUUGCUCGAAGUUCAUACAACUGGCGAUUCAUCCUGCUAAAUGAACUGUAUUUCUGAAGAGCUUUUCCAUCUGAGAGCACCCCCCCCCCCCCCAAAAAAAAAAAUAUAUAUAUAUAUAAUUGCAGAGUCCUGUUUCACACAAAAAAUGGACACAGAUGUCAAGAGAUGCAAGUCCAUCAGCUGCACACAGGACCAAUUUGGGAAUGAAGGACCUUGCUCAGGGGCACCUUAGUAAAGAUAAGGGUGUUGCUCACAUUCCCCACUCAAAUUUUUGUCUGACCAGUCAGGAUCAAACCUACGAAGCUGCUUCUCUGACCUUCAGGCCGCUGCCACACCCAUGUUUUUCUCUUCGCCAGGCGUAUGGACUGAAAUAGGAAGUCUUGUUCCUGAUUUUAAUUUAGUAUUUAUUUGACUUUCUGCUCUCGUCACGUGAAGUCGUUUAGUCAGCGUUGGGAGAAAUCUCAACCUGAGCAGUGACUGUGUGAUGAUUCAGGCAAGUGGUCUUCAUCAACAUGAUCUCACGUCUCCAUAGUUUUGGAAAAAGCCACCUGAUCCCAGAGCAGCCAUUGGCUGAAGAAGGAAAGCCUGCUUCUUCUUUCUCCAUAGGUGUAGGUUCCUACCAUGAUUUGAAAGGAAUCUCUGCUCACUGUGAACUGAAAUAGAUGAAGUACGCGUUACCAUUAAGAUGAAGUGGCCCCCUGCAGUGGUGAAGUGGCCCCUUGCAGAUACAGCUGCAGGCCAAAGCUGAAGAAAUGCUGUUGGUUCGUGACGGAAUGAUGAGUGGUUUGUAUCCUACAUGUUGUUCUGGUGUCUGUGAGGCUGGUAAGAGAAAAGGACUUUUAAUUGGAUGGUUGAAUCACAGACGCAUUAAUUUGCCUGCAUUGAUUGCUUAAUGGUUACCCUCUGUCUUUAGGUGUCCCUUCCGCCUAAAUAGGUGCAAUAACACAAAAAAGUUAUUCUGCAUCUUAUUCAAAAUUAUCAGUCAGUGAUCGACAAACUGAGUAUCCCUCACCUUUUCAAAAAAAAGAUGUAGUCUGUAGGUUCCUAGAAAAGUUCCUGCUAAAAUGUGUUCUGAUUUAAUUAUGACAGCUGGGGAUGUUCGGAUGUCAAACUGGUUAGCCACACUGGUGUUUUUGAUGAUUGGUAACUGCUUUUUGCAUCCUGAUCCAAUCCCAAUUUUUCAUCUGCGUUAGACAUGCCGGCAGCAAUAAACCUCGAGUCUGCUGCACUGUGACAAGGCCUCUGUGACUGACGGAGGAGACGUUCCAAGGUGUUGCAUCAGCACACGAGUCACAUGUUGAAUUUUGGCACUUUCCAGAUGUGAUUUCUGUGUGUUUAAAUUUGGACUAAUCAUCAGUGUUGGGCAGUGAGGUACCUCCACAAUAAAAACAAGAAAUGUAUCGAACUCAUCAGAGUGGAGUUGAAUUAGUUUUAACUAAUACGUGAGUGGGAGUAGCAGAGAAAGACGAGGAUAAUUUGGCGACUAAAUAAACUAGAGCUCAUGAAGAGCGGAGGCUGGAUUGUUUUUGUCACUGCUGUAAAAUAUUACCAAUGUAAUGCCGCAGUAUUUUGUUGCUGCAGCGGUUUCAUUCGAACUUUUAAAUAGUUUGUUUGAGCGUGCUGUGAGGACUUCUGAUCGCUUUGUUAAAGAUUGAGAAUGACCUCAUGAGUGGCUGACAAGCUUGAUCGAGACAUCCCCUUUGGAAAGUGUUUAAAAGGUGUUUUUGGUCCAAUACUUACAGUAGUGAAAUUAUUUUUGUAAAAUUACAAAAAAUAAAUAACUUAAGCUAUUGCAGUAAAAAACCACAAGCGUAUGAUACUGAAUUUUUUUUUCUUUUUUUUUUGUUCCUCCUCAUCUGGUCCAUUUAUCUGGCUCAUUAGUGCUUAUCAGGGUCUCUUCAUCCCGGGAGCUUUUCUUAAGAUGUUUUUUAAUAUUGAUUGGCACACAAUCCAUGAUGAUAAAUUGUAGGAGUUGGGCAGCUGUUAAAUGUUACAACACAAUCCAAAUUUGAACUAAAUGAAGUGGUCCUUCACAUUUGCCUGAGUGGUUUUGUUUGUGAUUCAUAUCCUGUAGACUUUAUGGGAGUGCAGAGAACACAUGAACAGUGUUGUCAACAUAGAAUUUGAGGUAUUUAAUGUAUUGUUGAAAAUUUUGUUCAGACUAUAUAUAUUUUUUGUAAAUAUUGUGAUAUUGCUGGGAUUUCUUUCAGUUGGUGCAUAGAUAGUUGAGGUGUUUUUGUUCACACAUGGGUAAGUGUGAUAUAUAUUUUUCUCCUUUUGCACAUUGAUGUAAAUAUGUAAAUUGAUAUAUUGCAUGUUUUGCAGGGAUCAUUUAGUUCAUUCCAGUGUGGCAGGUUAAUUGUGAAUCCAGUCACUAAUUUCUGCUGGUAGAUCACAGGCUUUCAAUGUUUCGCCUUCUAAUUCUAAUAUGAAUGUAUUACCCCCCAAUUUUAAUGUUCUGUGCUUGGAUCAACAAAAAAGCUUGCCUUCUUGUAUCUGGUACAUUUUUAUUUUAUUUUUUAUUUUUGAGCAGUUCAAUGUUGACACAUUACAGUUUGGAUACCUUGUUGAAUCCUAACAGUGCAAAGGACAAAAAUGUCAUAUGAUCCAUAUUUACUUGCAGUGUUUUGUCAUUUCAGCAGCAAAUGUAGGAUGAAUGCUGAACUCACUUAUUUUUUUUCUUUCCCCUUCAUUUACCUUCCCUCACUUUUCUCUGCUAUUCCCUUCCUUCGCUCUAUAAUUUCUCACACGCCACCAGACCUCGCCAUCUGCAGUUUGUGGCACGGCUGCAUUGCAGGAGUAAAAGGAGCGAUGUGAAAAUGGCAAACCGCCUCAGCUGCUGACCCCAGCCGGAGAGUGAAUUUGGAUCUGGACAUGCAGAACAAUCUUGAAGUUUCAUUUACAUUCAACAGAAGAACACUUGAUUUUUGUCUGUGUAUUCUAAUUUAGGCAGAUUGUCAUUUUAAUUUUCAUUGAAAUGUCUUUUCCAAGCUUUAAAAGAAUUUUGUUUGAGGUUAUUGUUGCAGCUGAUUCUUGUAAAUUUUUUUUUAGAUUUUAAUUGUUUAACACAGGGUUAUGUCAUGAGGUUUUCAGUGUAUAAAAGCCCAGGAUAUGUCCAUAUCUGUUUUUUGAAAAUUCACUUUGAACGACUAACAAACUUCCACUUCCCCUUGCCCCCCACCCCCAUGCUUGCUUUUUCAGUUUUGUUUUUUUCCCCUCUCCUUCCAUGUAGUUUACCUCAGUCUUUAUCCUCUUCCUUGAUAUCGGACACACUGUCACAUCUAUUUAUUUCUUGUCAUUUGUCUCGUUUAAAUGUUUUUUUCUUAUCUAUACCCGCAUGUCCUCCUUUCCUCCUGUCAACCUCUAACCAGUAUUCUUUCAUUCUUUUCCUUUGUGUGCUUGUGACUGAUUGCUGUGUGCAACUAGUCAGUCACUAGUAAGUAUUGUAUUUCCUCUGCAGUGCUUGAAUAGUUUGUUGCAGCUAACUGACUCUAUACCUACUUAAUAAUCUACAGAUUUGAUAUGAACUGCCAUUUUUGUAAAUACUGUCUGUGUACAUACAUUUUC